AUGAGAAGACCAAGAGUAUUGUACAUCUGCCUGGCUUUCUGUAGCCAUCUGCUUCUCAACAGUGCCACACAAUGUUUGGCCUUCCCCACAAUGGAAAGAGGGGAGAUAGCACAUGCUCAUGAAAAAAGAGGGCAGCCUGAGAGGAUAAACACGGAUGACCUAGAAAAUAGCUCCAUUGCUUCCAAGGGCACUCCCCAGCCCGUGGUCUCCGAAGAUCCAAUGAUAGCAUUAGCCGGACCAUCAGCAAUGCCAUUAAAUAGAGUUCCCCCACUUAGCAAAGAGGCCCAUCCUACAGGAGCUGGGCUCAUGCAGCCUAACAGCCCUGGUGUCCACACUGCUACUGAGCCAGGGGUCCCACUAGGGGAAGAAGUGGUUGGUUCCAGCCGGCCAGAGAGAACGUCUCCCGAAAGCCUGCUUCCCAAGGCCAUGGUGAACAGCCCUGUCGUGGCAACUGGUUCUUGGGAUGUGGAUGAGAAGGAGGAACUCUUUAGUAGUACCAACACUGAGCCCACUGUAGAAGGGACUGCCGAAGCAACACAGGGUUUCCUGAAGUCUGUGGACAAUCAGUUGUUUACAACUGAAAGUCAGGGAGGCGCUAGUCUGGGACAUUCACCUUCAUCCUAUGUGAAUACCAGCAGAAUACUAACCACCAAUCCAAGGACUGAGAAAUCUGAAGCAGACACAGAUCAGAGGAUAACUUCUCUUCCUGGUGCAGAGCCCAUAGCAGGCACUGAGCCCGGAAGCCUCAUGUCUGAUAGGGAGAAGCCCUCACAGAUGACAGCUGGUAAUACCCAGGCAACUGCCACCGUGCAUGGGCUUGCAACCCCCGAGUACAGCCCGAGUGUUGAGGCAGAAACUGACAGCCUGCUGGGAGCCCCCAAAGUCCCAGUGAGUGUCAGCACAGCUGUUCCAGCCACCUCUGUCACAGGCGAUGAGUGGGAUGACACCAAAUUAGAGAGUGUGAGCCAGAUAAAGACCCCAAGGCUUGGAGACAACACAAAGACUCCGGUGAGAAUGGAAAUGUCUCCGACAGCCCAAGUAAGCCCUAAUGGGGUGGAAGGCGUGGAAGGGGACGAAGCUCUGACAGAGGCUGCACAGAUGGGUCUGGGGCUGCCUGAAGGGGAACCACACUCGGAGCCAGCUCUGCUAAUGGCACACGGGGAGGGGAGAUCAUCUGCCGUCACGGAUCGAAUUGCCUUCACUCCCACAAGCCCGAUGGAAGACACAGAAGUCUCUGUUGUGAACCUGUUUCUAAACACUGCAGACUCUGUGGAGCCCACCAUGGAAGACGAUGCCAUAUUUUUCUCAGAGACCACUAUUCCCAUCUCAGACUAUAAGUCUGAGGCUUAUCAACCACUGAGAAAUGCAUUUGAAGACACCCUCAGUCCAGAGCCUACGACGGCUGUUGCAGAGGCGGCAGCCACUUUCUCCUGGGUGACACAGGAGCCGCAGGUGUCUCCCCUCCAAGUGGGCAGAGGAGAUGGUGAGACCGAGGAAGGAAAAGAGGUCCCCUCUGCGGCGUCUGAUGUCCCCGGCGUUACCCAGCUGUCGAGAAGAUGGGAGCCUCUGGCCACUGCAGUUUCAACUACAGCUGCGCCUCUGUCUGUGGAAGUCACUCCUGCGGCGGAAGACCUAGUGGACACAGUCACGGGGCCAAAAGAGGAGUUGUUCACACCGGUUUUGGGCUCUCCAGUGACACCCCCCGGAAUCGUGGAGGAGGCCCCCAGCAUCUCCCCAGCACUUUCUGAUUCUGAGGCAUCCUCUGAGAGAAGAACCGGUGUUCCAUCCGUUAGCGAUGUUAAUACAGCUGCCCCAUACGGCCUGGACCAACUUGAAUCUGAAGAGGGAGAAGAGGAUGAAGAGGACGAGGAGGAGGAGGAUGAAGAAGACGAAGACGAGGAGGAGGAUGAAGAAGAGAAAGAUGCAGACGCCCUGGAUGAGAGUUUGGGUGGUGACACGGAGCUGCGUGGGUUCACACUCCCUGGCGUCACCUCUCGGGAGCCUGACUUAGAGCAGGAGAGCAGGGACCUUCUGGAGGGAGUCACCUACCAGGUGCCAGAUGCCCUCGAGUGGGAGCAGCAGAACCAGGGCCUGGUGAGAAGCUGGAUGGAAAAACUAAAAGACAAGGCUGGCUACAUGUCCGGGAUGCUGGUGCCUGUAGGGGUGGGGAUAGCGGGAGCCUUGUUCAUCCUGGGAGCGCUCUACAGCAUUAAGGUGAUGAACCGCAGAAGGCGAAAUGGCUUCAAAAGGCACAAAAGAAAGCAGAGAGAAUUCAACAGCAUGCAAGACCGAGUCAUGCUCUUAGCUGACAGCUCCGAAGAUGAGUUUUGA
This is a messenger RNA of Pipistrellus nathusii (Nathusius's pipistrelle), 2331 nucleotides long. The record is from the annotation of a GenBank genome assembly. Lineage: Eukaryota; Metazoa; Chordata; Mammalia; Chiroptera; Vespertilionidae.